CUAAUUAUUAUUAUAAUAAUUUGAAAAAUAAUUGUAUUUGUAGAAUAAGAAGAAGAAUUAGUAGUACAAAUUACAGAUAAUAAUUCAAAGUCAAAUACAAUUACAAACCCACUUCCCUUUUCUUCUUCAACUUUUUAGAUAUAGAGAGCUUUCUCUCUUUGACUUUUUUUUUUUCUCUUUACUUUAUUUUUUAUUUUUUUCUUCUUUUUCAUAGAGAGAGAGAGAAAGAGGUUAGAGAGAGAAAGAAAGAGAGGGGAGAUGAAUGCGGCGCCACGCCAGCAACAGCAGCCUCCUCCUGGGGCUUCGGACUUGGCUACCGGAGCUGCAGAGGGAACUGUAAUGCUUAGAACUUACAAGGCUUGGAAAGGAAGCAAUAUAUUUCUUUGUGGUGGAAGGCUUGUAUUUGGACCAGAUGUAAGAUCAAUCGCGCUAACUGUGUUUCUCAUUUCCGCCCCUGUCGCCAUCUUUUGUGUCUUUGUAGCCAGGAAACUCAUUGAUGAAUUUGAAGAUCACUGGGGUGUAUCCAUUAUGGUUGCUGUUAUUGUACUGGCAGUGCUUGAUUUGUUUCUUCUGUUGUUAACCUCUGGAAGAGAUCCUGGUAUAAUACCUCGCAAUGCUCACCCACCAGAACCCGAAGAUUUUGAAGGGAGCAUUGAGACAGGAGCAGGCCAAACACCGCAGCUGCGAAUGCCACGGGUUAAGGAUGUAAUUGUCAAUGGGAUAACUGUGAAGAUUAAGUACUGUGAUACCUGCAUGCUUUACAGACCGCCUCGUUGUUCUCACUGCUCGAUAUGCAAUAAUUGUGUUGAGAAAUUCGAUCAUCACUGCCCCUGGGUUGGUCAGUGUAUUGGACUGCGGAAUUACCGUUUCUUCUUCAUGUUCAUCCUCUGUGCUACUCUUCUUUGUUUAUAUGUACAAGGAUUUUGUUGGGUUUACAUCAAGAAGAUUAUGACUGAUGAUGAUGAUGAUGAUAUGACAAUCUGGAAAGCUUUGAUCAAGACUCCUGCGUCGAUUGCGCUAAUAAUUUACUCUUUCAUUGCUUUCUGGUUUGUUGGUGGCCUUACCUUCUUUCAUUUGUAUCUCAUUAGUACAAACCAGUCAACUUAUGAGAACUUCAGAUAUCGAUACGAGAGGCGAGUCAACCCCUUUAACAAAGGAAUCUUUAAAAAUUUCUUAGAGACAUUCUGCAGCAGCAUUCCUUCAUCCAAAAACAAUUUCAGGAAAAAGAUUCCCAAGGACCCUUCUAUUCUACCUCGAAUUGUUGGGGGCUAUGAAAAUCCCAUAAUGGGGAAAGCCAUUAAUGACAUAGAAAUGGGAAGAAAACCAGUCUGGGAUGAGGGUGCAGUUCAUAAUGGUGAUUAUGAAGAAGAACAUGUCAGCAACGACGACGGCCCAGACAAGGAUCAAGCGCUGCACGACGCAGAUGUGUCACCAGAUUUAAGCAGAAACCUUCCAACAGAAAGCACAGAGCGACGAGAUGUUUCAUACUCGAGGCGUUCUAGUUGGGGAAGGAGAAGUGGAAGCUUGAACAUAUCACCUGAGAUUCUUGCUUUGGCUGCUGCUGGAGUUGGCGACUCGAGGCGUGUCACUGAAGGAAGGAAUGGAACUAGUUUUCCAUCAGAGACUGGACAAUCUCGGCCUAAUUCUUAGAUGUACAGAUAAAUUGAGAGAAGAGGGGGAAAGAGUUGGCUACUUAUAAUGCCAGUGAUGUAAAGUUUGGGAGUUGGUGUUGAUUUUUAACUGCUGUGCUGCUGAGACCAUCAAAAAUGUACAAGGCUUUGCUCUUUAUUUUUUUAAGACAUGUUCUUGGCCUUGUGCAGUUAAUUCUUUCGCAAGCAUUGGUGUGCCAUUGUAAUUGUUUUAUUUGAUAAGCUCAAGUGUUAUGGUAUCA
Cannabis sativa is the source of this 1891-nucleotide messenger RNA. Its product is annotated as probable protein S-acyltransferase 7. Gene Ontology annotation, molecular function: protein-cysteine S-palmitoyltransferase activity. NCBI's taxonomy places the organism in Eukaryota, Viridiplantae, Streptophyta, Magnoliopsida, Rosales, Cannabaceae. The record is from RefSeq and is a predicted model, not a curated record. The coding region runs from base 259 to 1650 and encodes 463 amino acids. Gene Ontology annotation, biological process: peptidyl-L-cysteine S-palmitoylation; protein targeting to membrane. Gene Ontology annotation, cellular component: endoplasmic reticulum; Golgi apparatus. The transcript is spliced from 5 exons.